CGCGCGCGCCUCCUCCACUUCGCCGUCGAGGUCAUUUGUCGGCGCGGCGAGCAGCACGAGGAGGAGGAGGAAGACGACGACGAGAAAGAUGCUGGCCGCACGUAUGCUGAGUUUGAUGGGACGGAGGGCGCUCGCCACCACGGCGGCGCGGCACGGCCACGCGGUGGUUGCAAAGCCCGAGGAGUGGAGCCUGCCCCAGUACACGGACCGCAUGGACGUGCCGCUGCCCGACAUCCCCUACGUGCGCGACCUCGCGUCGCAUCAGCUCGCGCUCAAGGAGAAGGAGAAGGGACCCUGGACGGCGCUCAGCCAAGCCGAGAAGCUGGCGCUGUACCGCAUCAUGUUCAACAAGACGUACGCGGAGAUGGAUCAGCCCUCGCACGAGUGGAAGACUGUGCUUGGAGCGGUGUUCUUCUUCUUCGGAUUCACGGGACUGCUCAUCAUCUGGCAGCGCCACUACGUGUUCGGGCCGGUGCCGCACACGCUGUCCGAGGAGUGGGUUGCGAUGCAGACCAAGAGGAUGCUGGACAUGCGCGUCAACCCUGUGGAGGGCUUCUCCUCCCAGUGGGACUACGAGAAGAACGAGUGGAAGAAGUGAAUUGUCGACGGCGUCGCCAACACCACCACCACCAACACCACCCGCUCGCCAAACUCGGCGUGCGUGCGAGUGUGCGUGCGUGUACGGGUAUCCCAUCUGUCACACCCACUGCUAAAAGCGGACUUGGCCUUGCGUCAUGCCGGAGAGAUGGUGGGCUUCUUCUCUGAGCUUCUUCUUUGGGCUUCUCCAGGCCCUCCUCCCCCCCCCCCUCCUCUACCAUCCACGGAGACAAAACAUUUGCCGCGCUUUAAACGGAGCUGCGCUCACGCACGCUCACUUUCCUUAACGCGCACGGGGUGGUGCACUGAUUGCCACCUCCGUGAUGAGCACGCGGACUAUUGGGUGAUGCCGCUGCAUUUUCCCAAAAAGGGUUGUUGCACUGUUGGCCACAGCUUCCAGGUUGCAUGUUAACCACGGCAUUAAAUUGGCGAAUUUGCCGGAUAUAAAUAUUUGAAUGAUUUGCCCCUGGAGUUAGCCCUUGGCACAAUUUGUCGAGUUAAUUUUAUUUAGCUUUGCACUUAUGGCGAAGGUGACAAAUCGUAAACGUUUAAUACUGUACACGUCAAGCUAACGCGGAUAAUUUGUUUUAGCUCGCUUGCUUGCUACACUUUCCGCCACGAAACAGCCAUAUACAAUUGGUGUAACCGAAAGUUGACGACGUAUUUAUCAACUCCGGUUGUCUUGUGCCGGCAAAAAACAUUUCGUGGUGUGCAAUGUCUCUCAUGGGGGGUGGGGGGGGGGGGUCGGUCUGGAAAAGUCCAUCCCUCCCAGGGACGAUCCUGCACACACACACACACCUGUGUGCGGGGGUGACCACAUUGCGGUGUGUGCGCGUGCGUCCCUUCAUGAUUGGUACACGACCAUAGGGGCCAAGUCCGCUUCUGCCCACUCUUCAGAUCGGGAACCGUUAACAGAUGUAAUAUCUAAAUGAAGAAUUUGUGAAUAAAGCAUAGCCCUUACAAUGAA
This is a messenger RNA of Lethenteron reissneri (Far Eastern brook lamprey), 1564 nucleotides long. RefSeq names its product cytochrome c oxidase subunit 4 isoform 1, mitochondrial-like. NCBI's taxonomy places the organism in Eukaryota, Metazoa, Chordata, Hyperoartia, Petromyzontiformes, Petromyzontidae. Gene Ontology annotation, biological process: mitochondrial electron transport, cytochrome c to oxygen. Gene Ontology annotation, cellular component: respiratory chain complex IV. The record is from RefSeq and is a predicted model, not a curated record.